Molecule: messenger RNA, 4384 nt
Organism: Hevea brasiliensis (rubber tree)
Lineage: Eukaryota; Viridiplantae; Streptophyta; Magnoliopsida; Malpighiales; Euphorbiaceae
Product: stromal processing peptidase, chloroplastic
Exons: 25
Coding region: 176-4021 (1281 amino acids)
Molecular function (GO): metal ion binding
Source: RefSeq, a predicted model, not a curated record
AAUCAUAUCAUUCGCAAAAGUUGGGAACUAGGCGUUCUUGAUAUUUUAGCGUAACUGGAGGAAGAAAAGGAGAAAAAAAAAAAAAAUCUUGCAGGAAGAGGAUAAAGGAAGAAAGAAAGUAAUAGAGGGCUCACCCCAUCGAUUUUUCUGUGCCGAACAACCAAGUGCAAUUUCAAUGACUGCAAGUUCAACGGCUGUCUCAAGCUCUUUCUUGAUGAGCGUUCCUCAAAUUCGUACAUGUUUCAGUCCUAGGGACGACAGUUAUUCAAGAAGCCGGUGGCGGCGGCUCAUCCCUAUACGGCCAACGCUGCUUUAUGCUCCUCCUUUGUCUCAACUCCAUCCUAACUCUCUGUCUAUCUUUUACCCACAAAGAUGGCCACAUGAAGUUGCUAAUGGAGGAUCAGGUUCUUGUAGAAGAAAGAAGAAUAGUGCGUUGAAAGUUGUUAGCUCCUUGCUUUGUGAAACACAGGCUGAUGCUUCUUUUUCACAGCAAUAUAAUUGCAUUACCUGCUCACUUAACCACCGUCGAAAGCAUUCUAGGAUCCCAAGAUCUAUUUCAGGAGUUUUUAUUGACAAAUCCACUUUUCAUUUGCCUUGCAAUUCAUUUGAUGCUGCUUCUGUGAGCCGUGUUCAUGUUCCAUAUGCAUCUGUUGGUCCAAAUGAACCACAUGCAGCAAGUACUGCCUGUCCAGAUGGUAUUCUUGAGAGACAAGAUUCAGAUUUGUUAUAUCCUGAUCGUGAAUUAGUAACAGGAUUAGCUGAAUUUUUAAAUGCUGAACUUCCAUCUCACCCAAAGUUGUGUCGAGGGCAAUUGAAGAAUGGUCUUCGUUAUCUCAUAUUGCCAAAUAAAGUUCCAGCAAACAGGUUUGAAGCACACAUGGAAGUCCAUGUAGGAUCAAUAGAUGAGGAAGAUGAUGAGCAAGGAAUUGCACAUAUGAUUGAACAUGUUGCAUUCCUUGGAAGCAAGAAACGUGAGAAACUUCUUGGGACAGGUGCCAGAUCUAAUGCUUACACUGAUUUCCACCAUACUGUUUUCCACAUCCAUUCCCCGACUACUACAAAGGAUGCUGAUGAUGACAUACUUCCAUCUGUACUGGAUGCCUUGAAUGAGAUAGCUUUCCACCCAAAAUUCCUUUCCUCUCGAGUAGAAAAGGAACGACGUGCUAUUCUUUCAGAAUUGCAGAUGAUGAAUACAAUAGAAUAUCGUGUAGAUUGCCAGUUAUUACAACAUCUACAUUCUGAAAACAAGCUGAGCAAAAGGUUCCCAAUUGGAUUAGAAGAGCAAAUUAAGAAGUGGGAUGCAGAUAAAAUUAGGAAAUUCCAUGAACGCUGGUACUUCCCUGCAAAUGCGACCUUAUACAUUGUUGGCGACAUUGAUAGCAUCUCAAAGACAGUUCAUCAGAUUGACACUGUCUUUGGACAGACUGGUCUUGAGAAUGAGACAGCUUCUGCACCUACUCCUAGUGCAUUUGGUGCAAUGGCUAGUUUUCUUGUCCCUAAGCUCUCAGUUGGGCUCUCUGGAAGUUCAUCUCCUGAAAAAUCAUCUAGUUCUAUAGAUCAAUCUAAAAUACUGAAAAAGGAAAGGCAUGCAGUUCGUCCCCCUGUGCAGCAUAAUUGGUCUCUCCCUGGACACAAUGUACAUAUGAAGCCACCACAGAUUUUUCAGCAUGAGUUGCUUCAGAAUUUCUCAAUUAAUAUGUUCUGUAAGAUUCCAGUGAGCAAGGUCCGAACAUAUGGUGACUUGCGUAAUGUUUUGAUGAAGAGAAUAUUUCUAUCUGCAUUGCAUUUUCGCAUUAAUACACGAUACAAGAGUUCAAAUCCGCCAUUCACCUCUAUUGAAUUGGAUCAUAGUGAUUCUGGAAGAGAAGGAUGCACUGUCACAACUCUCACAGUAACUGCAGAGCCCAAGAAUUGGCAGAGUGCAAUUAAAGUUGCUGUUCAAGAGGUUCGAAGGCUUAAAGAAUUUGGUGUCACUAAGGGUGAAUUAACUCGCUACACGGACGCACUUCUAAAAGAUAGUGAACAUCUUGCAGCUAUGAUUGAUAAUGUGUCUUCUGUUGACAAUUUGGAAUUUAUUAUGGAGAGUGAUGCAUUGGGCCAUACUGUGAUGGAUCAGAGACAAGGCCAUCAGAGUUUGGUUGCUGUCGCUGGGACAGUCACUCUUGAAGAGGUUAAUUCUAUUGGUGCCAAGGUAUUAGAAUUUAUCUCAGAUUUUGGAAAACCCACUGCACCACUUCCUGCAGCAAUUGUUGCGUGUGUUCCAAAUAAAGUGCAUAUUGAUGGACUGGGCGAAACUGAGUUCAAGAUAUCUCCAAGUGAGAUCACUGCUGCCAUGAGAUCAGGAUUGGAGGAACCAAUUGAGGCUGAGCCAGAGCUCGAAGUGCCAAAAGAGCUUAUAUCUUCAUCACAGUUGGAAGAGUUAAGGUUACAACGCCGACCCACCUUUGUGCCAUUACUUCCAGAAGUAAAUGUCACAAAAUUACAUGACAAGGACACAGGAAUAACUCAACGUCUUCUUUCAAAUGGAAUUGCUGUAAAUUACAAGAUCUCAAAAAGUGAAUCCCGGGGAGGUGUAAUGCGGCUUAUUGUUGGUGGAGGGCGAGCUGUUGAAAGUUCUGAGUCGAAAGGAGCUGUUAUUGUGGGCGUUCGAACUCUCAGCGAGGGAGGUCGUGUUGGCAACUUUUCAAGGGAGCAGGUAGAACUUUUUUGCGUGAAUCACUUGAUAAAUUGCUCGUUGGAGUCAACAGAGGAAUUCAUAUGUAUGGAGUUCCGUUUUACUUUACGAGAAAAUGGGAUGCGAGCAGCAUUUGAGCUACUUCAUAUGGUGCUUGAGCAUAGCGUUUGGCUGGAUGAUGCAUUUGAUAGAGCAAGACAAUUAUAUUUGUCAUACUACCGGUCCAUUCCCAAAAGCUUGGAACGUGCAACUGCUCACAAACUCAUGAUGGCAAUGUUGAAUGGAGAUGAACGAUUUGUUGAACCAACGCCACUAUCAUUACAAAAUUUAACACUGAAAUCCGUAAAGGAUGCCGUGAUGAAUCAGUUUGUAGGCGGUAACAUGGAGGUAAGCAUUGUUGGGGACUUCUCAGAGGAAGAGAUUGAGUCUUGUAUUAUUGAUUACCUGGGCACAGUUAGAGCAACAAGAGGUUCCAACAGAGAAAAAGAAUUUAGUCGAGUCGUUUUCCGACCAUCGCCAUCUGAUUUACAGUUUCAACAAGUAUUCUUAAAGGAUACAGAUGAGAGAGCAUGUGCAUACAUUGCUGGUCCUGCUCCCAAUCGUUGGGGUUUUACAGUUGAUGGAAAAGACUUGUUUGAGUCAAUCAGUGACUUUUCAGCUGCACCAGUUACACCACCAAAAUCAGAGGACCAAUUGGUAGAAGGGAAGGAUGUUCAGAAAGAUUCACAAAGAAAACUUCGCAGUCAUCCACUUUUUUUUGGCAUAACAAUGGGGCUGCUUGCUGAGAUCAUAAAUUCAAGGCUUUUCACCACAGUCAGAGAUUCUCUUGGAUUAACGUACGAUGUGUCAUUUGAGUUAAGCCUAUUUGAUAGGCUUAAGCUUGGAUGGUAUGUGAUAUCUGUAACAUCAACUCCAGGCAAGGUAUAUAAAGCUGUUGAUGCAUGUAAGAGUGUUCUAAGAGGGUUGCAUAGCAACAAAAUUUCACAAAGGGAGUUGGACAGGGCUAAACGUACACUUCUUAUGAGACAUGAAGCUGAAAUCAAGUCAAAUGUCUAUUGGCUUGGAUUGCUAGCUCACUUGCAAGCUUCUUCAGUUCCCAGGAAGGAAAUUUCAUGUAUUAAAGAUCUCACUUCACUAUAUGAAGCGACCACUAUUGAGGACAUAUAUCUCGCAUAUGAACAGUUGAAGGUGGAUGAGGAUUCUUUAUAUUCAUGCAUUGGGGUAGCUGGCAGUCAAGCUGGUGACGAGAUUACUGCUCCCUUGGAAGUGGAAGAGACAGAUGACAGCUUUCAGGGAGCUAUUCCUGUGGGGCGUGGUUUAUCUACUAUGACAAGGCCAACAACCUGACCUUCCUGGAUAUCAGUGUGGUUAUCUGCCAUUAAGGUAUGGUGCCUUCCUGGAUUCACUUGUAUGCUUUAUUGGAAACACAGACUUCAGCAUUUCCAUGCGAGUGUUUCAACUGAUGUGUGCCUCCCCUUUCUCACAUUACAAUUAGCUAGCUCGUAAGUGUUAAAAUAAGGUCAUCUGCAUUGUUAAACCUACUUGAAACCAUUGGAAUGGAUAUACACUACAGUGUAGUUGGUGUACAGAUGCUAAUCAUUUAACUACGUGAGAUUCAUAGUUUACACAGAAGCCACUGUCAAAUUGUAAAUUAAAAAAUUGUGUACCGUUUAGAGGCUAUUAUAAAUGAAGCUCGCUCUUGCAUUUAAA